GUGCCGGUGGUGGGGAAACGUAAUCACCACAUCGCGUCCGCACUGAUGGCUUGCCUGUGGUACUGGAGUGUGAACGAAGGGAUCUGAACGAGGGCGGGGAUUAAAAUUCCAUUCAUCUGGCUUUUUGCGAGUGGACUGAUAUUGCAAGUGGAUUGAUAUUGCGCUUUCUCACUUAUUUUAUUCGGAUCCCGUGAUAACCUAAUUUUUAACCAUUGAUGAAAGCGCACGAGUUGCUUCCUAUCGUGAGUGAGAAAGCACGUCAAAGAACAUGAAAUAAGAUUUGAGCUCCGCGGAUAAGUGUCACGCAGACCCAAGGUCUUGCAACAGAUAUUGACGAGGACCACUCUGCUUAGUCGUUUCAUAGUUUGCGUUUUACCAAGUGUUGCUUGACUGACCAGGACAUGCUAUCAAGCAGAGACAGCCUUUGUUAACUUCAGGCUUUGUGCAAAAGCACUCUCUUCUGAGAUGGAAUACAACAGCUUAGCGGACGCUUGGCAGAACUGCUCAGAGCUCGGGCAGGCUUUCUGUAACCUUACGGCAAACAUAAGCGGGGACUACGGGCAUUUGACGAUCGACGAUAUCCUCCUGAACAUCUUGGGGCCCAAGAGGUCGUCCUUCUGCCUCCCCGUCUCCAUCGCCUACCUGCUCAUCUUCAUCACAGGGGUCACCGGCAACCUCCUCACCUGCGCGGUUAUCUCCAAAUACAGGAAGAUGCAGACCCCCACCAACCUCUACCUGUUCAGCCUGGCCAUGUCUGACCUGCUGGUGCUCCUGCUGGGCAUGCCCCUGGAGAUCUACGACCUGUGGCAGAACUACCCCUUCCCCUUCGGCGAGAGCGGCUGCUACUUCAAGACCUUCCUCUUCGAGACGGUCUGCUUCGCCUCGGUGCUGAACGUCAUGGCGCUGAGCGUGGAGCGGUACGUGGCCGUGGUGCACCCGCUCCGAACCCGCUACGCCGUCACCAACAAGCACGCGCGCCGGGUCAUCGGCGCGGUGUGGGCGGCCUCCCUGGCGUGCGCCGUGCCCAACACCUCCCUCCACGGCAUCUACUACCUGUACCUGCCCCAGAAGGUGGCCGAGUCGGCCACCUGCAGCCUGAUGAAGCCGCGCUGGAUCUACAACUUGGUCAUCCAGGUCACCACGGUCCUCUUUUACCUGGUCCCCAUGACUGUCAUCAGCGUGCUGUAUGUGGUCAUAUGCUGCCGGCUGAGCCACGUGAGGAGGCAGCCGCAGGGGACCCUGGGAAAGAACUGCAGCUCUGACACCAGCUGGAAGAUCAACCUGGAGAGCAGGAAGAGGAGGCAGGUCACCAAUAUGCUCUCCAUCGUUGUAUUGGUGUUUGCGAUCUGCUGGGCCCCCUUCCACGUGGACCGUUUGCUGUGGAGCUUCGUGACGCACUGGACGGAUCUCAUGCACAGGGUCUUUCAGUACGUGCACAUCCUGUCCGGGAUCCUCUUCUACCUCAGCUCAGCCAUUAACCCCAUCAUCUACAACCUGCUCUCCACCCGCUUCAGAGAGCACUUCCGCGAACUCAUCUGCAUGCGUUCUCACGCUAGCUCUGCCUGCGGGACCGCCUCUCUGCCGUUAUCCAAGAUCACCCAGGGCUCCUCUGCCCUCAGGACCAGCACUCAGCCAGGGGACCUCAGGCCCGUGCCAGCCUGCAUCGCCUCCAACGGCUGCUGGGAACAGGAGGAUCACACUGACGUCUGAAACCGAGACACAACCUUACUCUUUCUCUGUCACUUCUGGUCUCUUUCUCUUGAAAUAUGGAUGUAUGUUGUGAAUUGUGGCUUAUUUGUUUCACAGUGUAUUAAUUAUGUCUAUGAGAAAGCAACAAGAAUCUUAAUGGGAUUUGAGGAUGGAGAUGUUUAAAAAAAGCAUGCAGAUGUUGAAAGCAGGGCAUAUGGUUUGAACUCAUUGGUUAAUAUCAUUGUUCACUGUGGUCUUUUGGUUGGACAGGGUAUUCCAUAGCAGUCUAAACAGGGCGUACUGUGCUUAGUGAGCAAAUUGAACAUGUUUACUGUAUAAACACAAUACAAUUGCAGAUUGUGACUGUGACUCGUAUAAUUAUCUUAUUCCCGCAUCUUGUAUCUGAAAGGGAAUGGGCGUACCCAGGAGGAUGUUUUGAGAUUUCUUGGCAUGAACAGGGCACCGUUCUUCUCAAAGUCUCGAUAGACUGAAUGGAUGGUUAUAUUAACUAGAAAAUAAUUUUGUGGGACAAAUUGAAGAGUGGCGACCUUUUGUUUUGGAGAGUGUCUGACUCAAAACUAAAACAAAAACAUUUUAUUUUCCAAUAUGUUUUGCUUUGGUGAUGAAAAUCUGUUGUAUCAUAUAAUAACUAUGUUAUGUUAUGUGUGUGGUAAACCCCAAUUAUAAUGUGAUAA
Conger conger (European conger) is the source of this 2384-nucleotide messenger RNA. RefSeq names its product neuromedin U receptor 3 (gene nmur3). Gene Ontology annotation, biological process: G protein-coupled receptor signaling pathway. Gene Ontology annotation, cellular component: plasma membrane. Gene Ontology annotation, molecular function: neuromedin U receptor activity. The record is from RefSeq and is a predicted model, not a curated record. Bases 466 to 1710 code for a protein of 414 amino acids. NCBI's taxonomy places the organism in Eukaryota, Metazoa, Chordata, Actinopteri, Anguilliformes, Congridae. The transcript is spliced from 3 exons.